CUCAGAUCUACGAAUUUCAUUACCUACCUAGUACUACCUAUACUUUGGUAGCGCCUCAAGCUUUACAUACUUACUAAAUUUUUAUUUACAUGUAUUAAACGUCUCCAAAAGCCUCAUAAGAGCCAAGUGCAAUUUGUGGUGAGGCAACAUGGCGGCACCUCCGCCUCGAGGACUCUCCCUCUACGACAACCUUCACGAUCCCAAUGACCCGCCCGCGUCGGCGACGAUAUCUUCCGCGCCAGUGACCUAUAAACAAGGCGAAGCUACCGCCGACGAGCAGGCGCCGAAAAAAGCCAUCAAUGCCGCCCUCCAAUUCCAACCCAUCCGCCGACCACAGGUGAAGCAGCCGAAAGCCAAGUCGGCAUUCCCAAAAGCUAUUCCCAGGCCUGCUACGGAUCCAGUGACGGCCACAACUGCCACCGGAGCGCCGCAAUCUGUAGGGCCUCAAUCAGUACCGCAUCAGAGCUCUCUUGCCGACUGGGUAGCGACAGAGGAAGAUGAGUGGAUGUAUGGCGUUGGAGAGAAGCGCCAGCGCGGCGGUCGCAAGAAGAAGAAGAGGAAGCAGGACGAGCAGUUCGAGACGGAUUGGGACGAAAUGUACGAUCCGUCGAGACCAACGAACGUGGACGAGUUUCUCAAAAGCGAUGAGAAAGUAGCAGAGGUGCAGGAGUGGAAAGGUCUGCUAUAUCGACACCGAAAGAGACCAGAUGAGAGUGACAUAUCAGACUCUGAGGACGAGGGAACGCGCGCAGCACCUUCCAACCAAUUCGCUCCGCCUACCUCUUACAACUUUGCGCCUCCUCCCAGAUCUCCUCCAGCCGCUCCACCACAAGAUGAAACUGCAGAUGAGGCUUAUGCCCGCCGUCUAGCCCUCUCGUCAACAGAACAACCACCUCCUCCUCCUCCGCCACAGCCUUCCAACUCAUCAAUACCUCUCCCACCGCCUCCACCGCUUGAUACGAGCCUCAAUCCUCCUCCGCCUCCACCACCGUCAGAUUCCGUCUCGAUAUCCAAAGCUCCCGUCCGUUAUAACCAACCCACCCUAUCCCUCGACAAUGUCGAGGACGGCGAAGACGAAAGGUACUCCCCACCGCCCAGCUUCAGUCACGCCAACCAAGACACCAACCAAGACGACGACGACGAUACCCCCCAAGACUCCUCCCAACCACGAUCCAACCGCCCAGGCCAGGUCGGCUUCGCCCAGCGCCUCAUGAGCAAAUACGGCUGGACAAAGGGCACCGCCCUCGGCGCCAACGAAUCAGGCAUCCUCAACCCCCUGCGCGUCCAAGUCGAAAAGAGGCGCAAAAAGGCCGACGCAGACGGCGGUGGAUGGGCCGAACCGGGAGGCAAAGGCAAGAUCAUCGGCGGCAAGCGCAAAGAAGCGGCCGGCAAGUUUGGCACCAUGAGCGAGGUCAUUGUGCUUCAGAACAUGCUGGAAAACAUGCCCGACCUCGAGGCGGAAAUCGCCGAUGGGCUUGGCCAGGAAAUUGGCGGAGAAUGCGGUGAAAAGUAUGGACGAGUCGAGAGACUAUACAUUGACGUCGAGACCCGCCAAGUCUUUAUCAAAUUCACAGAUCAGGUGUCUGCCCUGCGAGCAGUCAAUGAAUUAGAUGGUCGCGUUUUCAACGGCAACACCAUUAUCCCAAAGUUUUACGACACUGAAGAUUUUGAAAGGGGCAUUUACGUGAAUAAAUCAAAGUAGCGUUACCACGGUGUCAAGCACGAAGCAAUAUUUGCAUUAUAGUAGGGACUGUAUUUCAUUUUCACGACCAGGAGCGAAAUAGAUAUGUAAUAAUUAGGCAAGGUUGAAUUCAUAGAGAAAACAAU
This is a messenger RNA of Trichoderma asperellum CBS 433.97, 1827 nucleotides long. RefSeq lists its product as uncharacterized. Gene Ontology annotation, biological process: mRNA cis splicing, via spliceosome. The record is from RefSeq and is a predicted model, not a curated record. Gene Ontology annotation, molecular function: RNA binding. Gene Ontology annotation, cellular component: precatalytic spliceosome. NCBI's taxonomy places the organism in Eukaryota, Fungi, Ascomycota, Sordariomycetes, Hypocreales, Hypocreaceae.